This is a messenger RNA of Rhagoletis zephyria (snowberry fruit fly), 3048 nucleotides long. RefSeq lists its product as uncharacterized. Gene Ontology annotation, molecular function: nucleic acid binding. The record is from RefSeq and is a predicted model, not a curated record. Lineage: Eukaryota; Metazoa; Arthropoda; Insecta; Diptera; Tephritidae. Gene Ontology annotation, biological process: DNA integration.
AUGGAUGCCAUGGAUCAGCUUCUUUGCGCUGAGUUCCGUAAAAGUCCACCUGGUACGCCGAUGGCUCAACGUACAGUUUUCGGUUGGACGCUGUUUGGCAGCGUUGACGGAAUCGAAACUGCUCCGUCUCGUCUGCAGUCGCUGUAUUGCGACGUACAGCUGGAUAGAGCGCUUACCCGAUUGUGGGAGCUGGAAGAAGCACCACAAAAGACCCAUCUCACUGACGACGAGCGUUAUUGUGAAGACUUUUUCGAAGCAACGCACCGCAGAGCACCGGACGGUCGAUUUGUAGUGGAGCUGCCACUAAAAUCUGACGUUCCCUUGGGAGAUUCACGAAAUAAUGCUGUUCGAAACCUACUAAGACUUGAGAGAAGAUUUUCACGAGACGAAAACUUACGCCUGCGCUACAAUGAGUUUAUGCAGGAACUCAUCGAGAUGAAACAUAUGGAGCUUGCACCAGAAUCAUCAAACCAGACGUUUUAUAUGCCGCACCAUCCUGUAGUAAAGAAGUCCAGCCUCACGACUAAGCUGAGGGUUGUGUUCAACGCAUCCGCUAAAUCCGCCACCGGAAACUCAACGCAUCGUUACGCAGUAACUGCGGACAUUGCAAAAAUGUACCGCCAAGUCUGCGUAUCGCUGAAACAUGUAGACUCACAACGAAUUAUCUGGCGUCGUGAUCCCUCUUUGCCAAUACAGGAUUAUCGCAUGUUACGUGUGACUUACGGUGUGGCAGCCGCGUCCCACCUUGCAGUCAAAUCGCUACAAGAAACCGCAAAAUGUUCGUCGAACGUUUCUGAGAAAGCUGCCUUCGUCAUUCUCAACGACUUUUACAUGGACGACCUCCUCACUGGUACAGCUUCCAAAGCAGAGUUGAUACUUUUGCAAAAAAACGUAUCCGGAAUACUCCAGCAAGGUGGCUUUGAACUCCGAAAGUGGGCGUCGAGCUGUGCCGAGUUUAGCGAAUAUAUUUCGAACGCGUCGAAGACUAUAUCGCACUAUCUGGUCGAGGGUAAAGAUGUUCACGCUUUGGGAUUAAUGUGGAACACCGAGGACGAUUUCUUGACGUUCACAAUUAGCAUGAAAAAACCGCCCGCGGCCUUAACGAAAAUAACUUUUUUAUCGGACGCCAGCACGCUUUUCGACCCGCUGGGACUGCUUGCUCCAGCGACGAUAAGAUCGAAGAUGUGGUUUCAGGAGAUUUGGCGCAAUAACGUUGGUUGGGACGACCUUAUUCCCGACUCCAUUGCAACAAAAUGGUUGGAGCAUCGAUCGGAGCUGAAGCUAAUUUCAAAUUUAAAGAUUUGUCGCUGGCUUGGUCUAGGAACGACGGGUUCAUCAAAAACCAAGGUAGCGCCGCUCAAAACAACAACAUUGCCGCGACGAGAGCUGUGCGCUGCGCAUCUAGCCGCCAAACUAGUACGAAGCGUUCUACACAGUUGGGGUAAUCCCCGCUAUCCGCUGUAUGCAUGGACAGACUCCACCAUCACGUUGGCGUGGCAACAAGAUCACCCUAGCAGAUGGAUUACCUUCGUCGCCAACCGUGUUGCUGACGUUCAAGAAAUCCUGCCUCCAGAGUGCUGGAACCAUGUUCGCUCAGAGAUGAAUCCAGCAGAUUGUGCCUCGAGAGGUGUAACCCCGUCCGAGCUACUGCGUCAACAGCUUUGGUGGACUGGUCCUGAAUUUCUGAAGGGUCCAGACCAGUUCUGGAAGAAACCGUCACCAAAACAUCACACAACCGACUCAAAAAGGCCGAUUCCGCUUCGUAGCAGUCUUUUGCGUUUGCAACCAUAUCUGGACGAAAAAGGCGUCUUGCGCGUUGGAGGAAGACUGAAGAAUGCUGAAGUAACCCCUGACGUGAAACACCCCAUCGUCUUGCCAAAGAAUUAUCCGCUUGCGAAGAUGAUUAUCUGUGAGAUACACGAGUUUACACUACACGCUGGGCCCCGCAUCAUGCAGACAGUCUUGCAACACCGAUAUUGGGUUAUUGGCGCCCGCAGCUUAAUCCGCAGCAUUUACCACAAAUGCGUGAAAUUCACCUUGUUUAACCGCAAUCUCGCCACACAGUCUAUGGGAGACUUGCCUGCAGCUCGAAUUACGUAUGCACGCUGUUUUACACGCACCGCUGUCGAUUUCGCUGGGCCCUACAAGUAUAAAUUCACCCAUGGAAGAGGGGCGAAGGCUACAAAAGGCUACAUUUGCUCAUUUGUCUGCAUGUGCACUGGCGCGAUGCAUUUAGAAUUUGUUGGAGACCUGUCAACGCUAGGGUUUCUUAAUGCCUUCAAGAGGUUCAUAAAUCGCAGAGGUUAUUGCAAGCUUAUGACGUCCGACAAUGGCACAAAUUUUGUUGGUGCCGAGAAGGAGUUGCGGAGUGCGUUUCAAAAGUGCAUGGCCGAUACCAGACUACGCUCAUUUUUCGCGGACUCCAAAAUCGAGUGGCGUUUCAAUCCCCCGUCUGCGCCUCACAUGGGAGGUUACUGCGAAACUGGUAUCAAGCGAACAAAGUAUCAUCUUAAACGCGUACUGGGCGAAACUCUUCUGUCUUAUGGAGCGUUCAACACGCUGCUGACAGAAGUGGAAGCUUGCGUAAACUCCCCCCCGCUCUGUGACAACUCUACAUCUGUUGAUGACCUAGAAGCUCUAACUCCCGGUCAUUUCCUUGUCGGUGAACCGCUGAAAUCACUCCCAGAACCUGAGGGCCAAGGGUUCUGUGGCAGUCUUCGUCAGCAAUGGGAUGCGAUCUCUGCCAUAAGACAGCAUUUCUGGCGACGAUGGCGAGACGAGUACCUUGUCAGUUUACAGCGUCGCUCAAAGUGGUUUCGUUCCUCACGCAACGUCGAAGAAGACGAUGUGGUCGCAAUUUUCAACGAGCCUACUCCGCCGACAAAGUGGAAGAUGGCGAGAGUUAUAAAAUGCCACCCCGGUACAGAUGGACUCGUACGAGUGGUCACUUUGCAGACGCCAAAUGGCGAAUUGGUUAGACCGAUCGUGAAGCUUUGUGUUCUGCCGACGAAAGGCGACUUGUUCUGCGAAGAAGAUCCAGAGACGUGA